UUUACCGGAAGUAGCUCAAUAUCAACAUACGUGCAGACGGUUCAGUGUCAGUGGGCGAAACCCGACUUUCCGAUCGUGUUUUGUCUGGUGUGUUUGUGUUUACAUAUUGUCCUUUGCGUUGCAUGAUUGCAGACAUGUCGUCGCUCAUGAAUAAGCUGUUCGGGGUAGGAGGAAAAGCAGGGAAGGGGCCGAGUCCACAGGAUGCUAUACAAAAACUCCGAGAGACGGAGGACAUGCUCACUAAAAAGCAGGAAUAUUUGGAGCAAAAGAUAGAACAGGAAUUGCAAGUCGCCAAAAAGAACGGCACGAAAAAUAAAAGAGCGGCUCUGCAGGCUUUGAAAAGAAAGAAGCGGUAUGAGAAGCAGCUGUCCCAAAUCGAUAGUACGCUAUCAACCAUCGAGUACCAGCGGAUGUCUCUGGAGAAUGCUAACACCAACACUGAAGUAUUUAAGAACAUGGACUUUGCUGCCAAGGCUUUGAAGGCUGCCCAUGAGAACAUGGAUAUCGAACAGGUGGAUGACCUGAUACAGGACAUCACAGAGCAACAUGAACUCGCUCAAGAGAUCUCUGAAACCAUCUCCAAACCCAUUUUUGGAGAAGAGUUUGAUGAUGACGACUUGUUAGCUGAGCUGGACGAGUUAGAACAAGAAGAGAUGGAAAAGAACCUGCUGGACAUUGGACCAGAGAACGUUCAACUGCCCAAUGUGCCUUCCACAUCACUCCCUUCCAGACCUGCCAAGAAAGACGAGGAUGAGGAUGGCAUGGAGGACCUGCAGCGCUGGGCAACAGAAGCCAUGUGAACUCACCAUCCAGCACCAAGUCGAACACUCAUCUGUGAAGGGAAAGGAUGACCAUGAAGGGAUAAAAAGGACUCGUGGCAUUGUUGUGAAUGAUUGUUGUGGUGUGUUUGCAGAGUCCUGAAUGCCAGUGAACACCGCGAAAACAAGCCCAACUUUCCCUCCAUAGCCCCUCGCAAGGGCGUCACAGCAGUCACUACACACACAGUAUGUCGGAUUGUCUGUUCAAACAUGCCAGCACUCAACCAGCACUCCUACUGGUUCAAAGCUGCUUUCACAAGCUACAUUUCAUUUUUAUUGUUAUGUUAUUGUUUUUACCUAUCUAUUUCAUAUAGUGGAGUUUCGGUUCACAUAUGUAUAUAUACAUAUAUGUAAUAUUUUGACCGUAUUUAGCACAUCCUGGGUCAGCUGUCCAACCCAGAUUUUAUCUAACAGUUGCAUAUUAUGCCUUUCAGUGUUUUUGUGACCGACAACAGUGUUAUGAAGUUUCAAUGUAAUUUUAAACACACACAGCAUAUUAACCUCCUUUAACCAUUUAAGAUGGAUCCUGUGUCCCAUUCUAUUGUUUAUAAGCUAAACAUUUUGUAUUUUUUGUUUUCAAUAGGACUGAGAAAGGAUCGACUAAUUUUGCACUGAGAGUUACAACAGUGUUUGUACUGUAGUGUGCUAUCUAAAUGAGUACCAUGGUGUGAUGAUGAGAUCAUGUCGAAGCAGCUUCGUCCUGAAUUAUUUCAUGUAUUUCUGACUUGUUGUGUUCAGUGGAUGUUUAUGACCCCCAAUGUGCAAUUUAGCCCAUGUUUUGUUUCAUUUUAUUUUAUUUUAGACUGAGAGUCUCACUCAUGUGUUUGGAUCUGUUCCUCGAUGUGUCCCAUUUUUUUUAUAUUAUGAACUUAUUUGAUCUUUGAAAGGUUCAAGUUGCGUGUAGCAUGCAACAGUGCUGACCCCUGUGCACUGGAAGUGAAAGAACACAUGUCACUCCAUGCUGUCCAUCAUUCUCAUCAUGGUUUAGUUUUGUACUGUAAAAUAAAAAAAAAAUAUGAACAACAUUGACACAUUGUCACAACCUGUAGAACAAGAUAUGGUUAGAAUAGAUGAAAUUCACUCGACAUUUUCAAUGUUAUCUGCACAAACCGUGAAUGGAUUGAGGCAUGGGUGCAUUUGAAUGAUUUAUUUAUUCCUGUUUGCUAAAUCAUUAAAUGUU
Molecule: messenger RNA, 1998 nt
Organism: Synchiropus splendidus (mandarinfish)
Lineage: Eukaryota; Metazoa; Chordata; Actinopteri; Syngnathiformes; Callionymidae
Product: charged multivesicular body protein 4b-like
Exons: 5
Coding region: 123-800 (225 amino acids)
Biological process (GO): late endosome to vacuole transport via multivesicular body sorting pathway; vesicle budding from membrane
Cellular component (GO): multivesicular body; ESCRT III complex; cytoplasmic side of plasma membrane
Source: RefSeq, a predicted model, not a curated record